AUGGUUAGAUCUUUGAAGUAUCACGAGCAGAAGCUCCUCAAGAAGGUGGACUUUUACGAAUGGAAACAGGACCAAGGCCAUAGAGAUACGCAGGUAAUGCGUACGUACCACAUUCAGAACCGUGAGGAUUAUCACAAGUACAACAAGAUAUGUGGUGAUAUUCGUAGGUUGGCACACAAGCUCUCGCUCCUGCAGCCCACAGACCCGUUCCGUGUGAAGCACGAGCAACUGUUGCUAGAGAAGCUAUACCAUAUGGGGAUCUUGUCGACCAAGUCCAAAAUAUCUGCGCUAGAGAACAAAGUAACGGUGUCUGCGUUUUGCCGUCGUAGACUUCCGGUGAUUAUGCACAGGCUGAAGAUGGCACAGACCCUCAAAGAUGCAGUGCAGUUUAUCGAACAAGGUCACGUGAGGGUGGGACCAAACUUGAUUACGGAUCCAGCAUACCUAGUGACCAGGAACCUCGAGGACUAUGUCACAUGGACGGACUCGUCCAAGAUAAAGAAGACCGUUCUACGUUACAGAAACGCGGUGGACGAUUUCGACGAUGCAUAA
Messenger RNA from Kluyveromyces marxianus DMKU3-1042, 552 nucleotides. RefSeq names its product snoRNA-binding rRNA-processing protein IMP3 (gene IMP3). The transcript has a single exon. Gene Ontology annotation, molecular function: structural constituent of ribosome; rRNA binding; snoRNA binding. The coding region runs from base 1 to 552 and encodes 183 amino acids. Gene Ontology annotation, cellular component: Mpp10 complex; small-subunit processome; small ribosomal subunit. The record is from RefSeq and is a predicted model, not a curated record. Gene Ontology annotation, biological process: rRNA processing. Lineage: Eukaryota; Fungi; Ascomycota; Saccharomycetes; Saccharomycetales; Saccharomycetaceae.